Messenger RNA from Xyrichtys novacula (pearly razorfish), 4746 nucleotides. The record is from the annotation of a GenBank genome assembly. NCBI's taxonomy places the organism in Eukaryota, Metazoa, Chordata, Actinopteri, Labriformes, Labridae.
CUGCCUUCUGCUGAUUGGCUGGAGCUGCAGGAGGGCAUGGAAGCUCGCGCUCCAAAACAGGCAUAAAAGGCAGUGUGUGGGAUCAGACACAGAGAAGCAUCUAAUAUGCAACUUUGAGCUGCUUUGACAGAGAGCCUCUGCCAGCUUCACUAAACUGGAGGGAGGAAUAAAGAGCAAGGAAGGGAGCUCAAGGAGAAGAAAAAAUUUAGAGAAGUAGAAGUUCGUGGCAAGUGUUGAAAUUUUCAGAGUCUGUAUUGCAGCAGGUGUUGUAGAGGAAGUGAGUAGACUGAGGCUGUGUUUGGGUUAUUUUUUUUUCCACCCACUUUGGUCUCAAAACAAAAGAGCAGCAUGUCUCUGGAGAAGACACAGGUGCGUGUGGUUUUUCUUGGGGCAGCAGGAGUGGGCAAAACAGCCCUGAUCCAACGCUUCCUCCAAGAUAAAUUUGAGCCCAAACACAGACGCACGGUGGAGGAGCUGCACAGCAAGGAGUAUGACAUCGGAGGGGUCAAGAUCACAGUGGAGAUCCUUGACACCAGCGGAAGCUACUCCUUCCCAGCCAUGCGGAAGCUCUCCAUCCAAAACAGUGAUGCUUUUGCACUAGUGUAUGCUGUGGACGAUCCAGAGUCUCUAGAGGCGGUGAAGAGCCUCAGGGAUGAGAUUCUGGAAAUCAAGGAGGACAAGUACACGCCGAUCGUGGUCGUGGGGAACAAGGUGGACCGGGAGGAAGAGCGUCAGGUAUCGAACGAGGAUGUGCUGUCGACCGUGGAGCUGGAUUGGAACAACAGUUACCUGGAGGCUUCAGCGAAGGAGAAUGAAAAUGUGGUGGAGGUGUUCAAGGAGCUGCUGCAGCAGGCAAACCUCCCAAGCCGCCUCAGCCCGGCACUUCGCAGACGCAGGGAGACCUUCCCAAAAGACGCCAACUUCCGGCCGCCCAUGAACAAAACCAACAGCUGUAUUCUGUCGUAAAGGAAGAGGAGGAGAGCUGUUUUGUUUUACAAAAAAUGAUGCAAGAUAAGAGGACAGGGGGUUGCUAAGGUAGACAAACCUGACUGUCUCAGUUGGGAGGUGUGAAGUGAAGAGCUGCCUGACUGAGAUUAAUGAGUCUGGACUGACAGAGAGACUUCAGGGCACACAUCUUUGAAACUGAAGAGGAGGAGGACGGUGAAAAGGCUGGACUUUAACACAGAGCCAAUAAAAGAAGAAAGACAUAUCCAUCACCCAGUUGUUUACCUGAUGUAAUGUUGUUGCUGCUUAUUUGGUGACAUGCUGCUUGUGUUUAUGUACAACUACUGGAUUUUCAACUGAAAUGUUCAAUAGCAUCACCAUGUUUGACUGUUUCCAACAAAUUGUCUACUUAUGAAAAAAAAAAGUGUGUAAUAGUGAUGUGGUUUGUGCCGAGGUCGUCUGUUUGAUCUUAUUCGAUGAUUCAGUUGUAGCAUAUCAUAUAAUGUUUACAAUUAUUUUGUAUCCAUGUCAAAUUUGCAAAUAAGCAUGACAUUACAUGUACAUUUUGAAGAAGUGGUAAAAUAUUGUAAAUGCAAAAGAAAACUGUAAAUGCACUUUUUCAAAUGACCAGUAAAAUAUUGUGGGAGUGUCUUUUUUUAUUUCUAAACUAUGAUUUAGAUCUUUUUUAAUAAUGGAAUCACAUGUUUAUUCAUUUGGGUUAUUUUGCUUUUUGUUUUUUUAUCUCUUAUGUAAAUUGAAUGUGGAUUAAACUGUGUAAUAAAAGAUAUAAACAUAAUAAAGUAGCAUGUGUUGUGUGGAACUGAUGGUUGAAGCUCACACAGAGGUUUUAGGGUUUCCUUUAGGUAGAACAUAUGAAGACUCCAAACAUUAGAAGCUUUGAAAACAUGACACUCGGUUUCCUUGUAGAGUUACAGCGGGUAAUUUUUCUCCAUUGACAGCUAAUGUAACUGAACAAACCAAGUAGAGUCAGAGAUGCGCCUUGUGUCGUUCUCCUAGAACUAAGUAGGAUCUCUACUGCCAUCUGUUGGUCAAAAACACACAUUACAUCUGCUGCAGUGGGUAACCUCAGACUUCAGUGUCUCCUCUCCUUGUCCUCAUAAAGUUCUAACCUCAAACCUUGAAAAUAAAAGUGAGGUGUUGAUGUUGACGUAGACUUAAAUCUGUUGUGUUUCUCGAUCCUAAGUGUCCACAGUUUCCUGAAAACCAAAGACGUGGUCUUAUAAUACCGUUAAUUAGUCUAGAGGAUUAGUCUCGACUUGUUUGCAGUCAAUCACCGCACCUUUAAACCAAAAUAGACAACUUCAACAUUCAUGCUGCAAAUAUUUUUUUUCACAUUCUAGGAAAAAAGCUGAGGGUGAGUAUGACACGCAAAUCUGUGAGGCGGUUCAGACUCUGAUAUUUACAUUCAGACCUGUGGGAGAACUAAAAGCAGCACACCCUGAGUAUCAAGAUAAAAACCAAAUUCUUGUUAAACUUGUUGACUAUGUUGACUGUUGUUCAGUUCCCUAAGGUAGCUGGUGCACAGUUCCCCUAAAUGCAACCUGCUCAACUGUGACAUAUCAGAGCCCUGGUUCAAGACCCCCCCUCCUCCUCCAAUUUCACACACCCACACCAACACACACUCUCUAGUCCAUCAGAUUAGGUUGAACAAAGUUUCCUGUUUUAAUUUGAGGAAGUGGCCGGGUUAACGUUUGCAGGCAGUUCCUCUUUCAGUCUGCAUUUAAACAUUCUUCCGCCUCUGCUCUUGGUCAUUUGCAAAGGGAAGGGGGCCUAGCAGCUUCACAGUCACGCAGGUGUGUGGAUUUGUCAUUUGAUUACACAGAGUUUAUAUCUGGAAGGGUAUUUGAGGGUUUUUAGACAUUUUUUUGUACUCUACCUUUACUGAAUUACUUUGAUUAUCACUGAUUUGUUGUUGUUGUUUUUUUACCUGCAGUGAGGGAGGCUACUCGUACACUUUUGACUAUUUUCUCAGAUGUCUUCGCCCCUGGACUUGGUCAAAGCUCCUCAGCAGGUUAUAACGGCUCUGAGGCGUUUAGAACAAGUUCAGGGUCCAAGACGAAGCACAGCAAGUUUGAGGUGAAAUAGUUGGAUAUAAACUGGGUCCAUUCAGAAACAGGUUUCCUGUGGCUUCUUCUUUUGUGAAAGGGUAAAAAUAACCGUAGUAUGUGUCAAGUUUGAAUUUACUCUGAGCUGUCAUGUGCUGAUGUGUAAGAUGAACAUGUGAACGAGACAAACGUAGUCCUUACACGAGAAAUCAAACCAUUUAGGAUAAAAUUGUGAAGAGAUCUGAGACAACUUUCGCGCUGUAAAUCCAAAAAGUCCCAGUUCCUCUGAAUAAAAAAUAAAAAAUCAUGACUACAGGUGGUCAUAACGCAACAUUUUUGAACCAUUUGGUUAUUUUAGGUGGUGUAACACUAUUUUCAGGAUAUACACAAUUAAAUGAAGGUUUACUACAGAGUUUGAAACCAAACACCCACUACCUUAUGUCUCUCUAACACUCUUCUGAAUUUCCUCAAAGUUAUUGUUCUGAGUAAGUCGUCAAACUCUUACAACAGAUUUUAAUCAAACUGUGUUACACUACAUUUCAUGCUUCACAUAGUAAAGCAGAUUCAGCUUUGACAUGAAACUGCUACCGAAAGUUGAGUUUCAGGAGUGAAGUCAGUGCCCGGCACCUUUUUUUUUUUUUUGAUUUACAGAUGUCUGCAAACAGCUUCACUCUUCAAAGUGCAAACCACCAGACACAGCGCUGUGCAACACUCAUUCAAGUUGAGGCACGUCUCUUCAAACAAGCUGGAAUAAUGACAGACUGUUAAUCACCCAAGAAAAAAACGGUUUUAUUUGCUGCAGCUUACAAUGAGGCUGCAUGAUACAUCUAGCAGUGCUAUUAAUAACUGAAAGGAAGGGUUAUAUCGGUGAAGUGUAACAGUUGGUGUUGUUGGUGCAGUCCCACUAUGUAACAGACAAAUGAAGCAUUUGCCUCGUGUGUACAGCCAAUACAGCCAAACAAGCCAAUUUCUGUUUCGCAUGUUUACCAACAGAUAAAAAAAACAGCAGCGACAAAAUAAAGCCUGUGCUGGAGUAAAACAGAUUCUUGGUCAUCAUUUAGUGUGUGUUUGAUAAAUGUUAGCGAGAACGUGAAUGUAUGUGUGUGUUGCCUCAGUCGUCCACAGCAAUGUUGCGGAACAGGUAGGCCAUCGACUCGCCGUUGUGGAUGCGUCUGAUCGCCUCGGCCAGGAUCAUGCUGACAUCCACAGUCUUGAUUUUUGGACACUGAAGCUUCUGCACCUCGUGAGGAACGGUGUUGGUCACCACCACCUGAAGGGGCAACACAACGGCAUCAGUGUCAAGUAUUUAGUAGGAGAGCAAACAUACCUUUUCAGUCCUGCUUUUAACUUAAUUUUAUAUUGAAGUGUUUUAGCAUUUAUCUAUUUUAGUUUUAGUGACAGGAUCGUCUUUUAUUGAGCCAUUUUAGUGCUUUUAUUUUAGUAACCUUUACAGUUGUUUUUAUUUCAUUUUACUAAUUAUUUCUUAAAUUUCAUUCUUUGUUUCUUUUUUUUAGAUUUUAAACCUUGAGUGUUUCUUUAUCUUGAAUUAAGUUCAUGCAUUUUAAUACAUGUUUCUAUUGUGCUUAGACUGUGGGGUGGGAAUGAGGGGUUGGGUUGGGGUAGAUCAGGGUUUUCUUUGUUUCUUUUAUCCUCUGCUAUGUUAAGUACUUUGUGCUACAUCGUUUUUGUAUAAAAAGUGUUAUACAAAUAAAGACUGAUUGAUUGAACUCUUAAA